Solanum lycopersicum (tomato) is the source of this 1510-nucleotide messenger RNA. RefSeq names its product PLASTID TRANSCRIPTIONALLY ACTIVE protein 6, chloroplastic. Gene Ontology annotation, cellular component: plastid-encoded plastid RNA polymerase complex. The record is from RefSeq and is a predicted model, not a curated record. Lineage: Eukaryota; Viridiplantae; Streptophyta; Magnoliopsida; Solanales; Solanaceae.
UCUUUGCCAUCCCUGCUUUCGAGGGGGCUUAAGUAUCAAAUCUAGGAUAUGUAAGGACCAUAAUAUGAGUAACAAAAAGUACAAAUCUAAUCCACUCCCCCGCUUCACUUUUUUUUCCUCUUCACUCACUGAACAACUAUGAGCGCCGGUCUCCUCUUGCCGCUUCCGGUGAAGCUUUCAACCUUCUCCACUGCACCUUCUUCACUUUCUACACCGACCCUUUUCACCGUUUCAUUCGCUAAGACAAUUUCCAACAACCUCAUUUUUGUUAAACAAAGUUUGAGCUCAAAAAGACCGGAUUUCAGGGUGUUCGCGGAUGACGGAGAUGCUGACGGUGGAGGUACAGAUGAAUAUGACAUGGACGAAGAUGAAGUGGAAGAAGCAGACAACAAGAAGGACUUUGAUGUUGACUAUGAUACCCUCUUAGGUGGUGGUAGUGCUAUAUCUUUAGCUGUUGCUAGGGGUGAUGAUGACAUUGCGAUGGUGAAUAGCAGUAGCUUUGUGUUUACUCAAGGAUGGGAUUCGGAGAAAAUUGUGGAUUAUAGGAUUAAGGAGGAGGAGUUUCAUAAAAUUUGCCUUUUCGAUUGUGAUUUCUUCAUUCGUAAACCUCCUGAUCCUGAUGACGAUGUUUAUGAUUUUCGUGAGUAUAUCAGGUGUGCGAUGAGUGAUUAUGGGUGCUACAAUGUGACAGAGCCUCCCAUUGAUGCACCUAGAGAUCCCAUGUAUAAAUCUGAGAGGGAAAUUAUGAAGGUAUUCUUGACAAAGCACUACAGGAAUCGCAGGGCAGGUGAUCCAGAAUUUGCUCUUGAUUUCGAAGAAAUAUACGUUAUUGAUUCUAAAACCAAAUCAAUUACAAGAGCCAAAGUAGUGGUGACAGUUCCUGGAGGAAAAAGCAGGGAUAGGAAGAAUGAUUUACUUGUCAUCCGUGAUAACGGGAACUCAUUCAAAAUUAUACCAUCAGAGGAAAGAGAUGAUUUUACCACUGUGAUAGAGAAAGAAGAGUGGAAGAAGACAAGGCAAGACAUGGAAAGACAUCUUAGUAAGCUAAGGGAUUUCAGUGUUUCAAAUUGGUUUUAGUUGGCCAAUGAAUACCAUUGUCGAAUAUUUCUGUGGUAGUUACCUCAGAAUUGCUGGAAGAGGUGGACGGAUUGAAUACCCUAAUAGCUGAAGGAAACAAUCAGGUUAAUCCGAAAUUGUUCAUGGUGCUGAACGCCGAUAGAGCCAACUGCUUCCAAAUUUCAGAAUCUUAAUCUUACAUUAUGACUUGUGAAAAUGAUCACUGGAUGAAGGUUUACGGUGAGCUUAGGUAGAAGGUAAUGUAGCAGUUAAAAUUCAUAGUAUUUCUAGUACAAGAAAAUGUGCAAAACUUGAACCAGUAACAUUAUCGUAAAGCAAUCGAAACAAUUUCUCUCCUAAUUAUGAAAGCUGGAGGAAUUUGGAGUACAGUGCAGUGUAAUUUGCUUCAAAUUUUGUUCAACUGUUUUACAGUCAAUUUUUUCUUCUCUUUUAA